Zootoca vivipara (common lizard) is the source of this 5818-nucleotide messenger RNA. Its product is annotated as proline-rich transmembrane protein 3. Lineage: Eukaryota; Metazoa; Chordata; Lepidosauria; Squamata; Lacertidae. The record is from RefSeq and is a predicted model, not a curated record.
CAACGCUGGAUGCGGGCCGCCUCACAUCGCAGCAAUGGCCUCCUCCGUGGGACUCUUCCUGGCCUGGAGCCUGCUCCUGCCGGCUGUACAACGGGCAUCCCGCCUCCCCACCCCAAACAACCCCACCUGGGACCCUCCCUUGAGUUCUGCCCCACGGCUGCCUCUGCUGAAUGGACCCUCCCAAGAGCUUCUCCCAAGCAUAUCACCAACCCGUUCAGACCCCUUUGCCCACGAGAUAUCCAGUGGCGACGGGGAGCUGGACAGUGAGAAUUGGGACGGGGCAAAUCCCACAAGCCAUCCUGGGACUCCAAUACCCCGGGUGCCCUUUGACUUCCCUCCGGUGACCCAUUCUGGCUUGGGGACACCUGCUAGUGCUUCUGAAGGAAGCUCGGCUCCCCGCCUCACCACGCAGGGGCUUCCUCAGGUGGAGGGCUUCACUCUGUCGACAGUGGGGCUUUCUAGCGUUCAAACAGAGCCUGAGGUGACCACUGGCCAUGCACCUGUGGAUAUAAUCCCAGAGCGGGGAAAUAAUGGGACUUCUCUCUCCAUCCCUGGUGCUACAAGCCUGGCCACUCCUGGGAUGACCUCCCUGCCCGCCUCAUCCGGGAUCGAGGCCUCGGAUUUACCUGCCUCCCAGGACGAGACCACACACAGCCGCCACCAGGCGGUGCUCAAAGAUAUCUCCAUGGCAACCACACUAGGCCCCAAGCCCACCAUGUCCACCAUCCCCUUGGUGACAUUACCUGCUGAUGGGUCCCAUGUAAAGUGGAUGGCGACCGAGCGUACCGGCCCGAGGGGCGAUAGCGCCACGGGGCAGCUGGGACGCGGGGGUCCGCAGCAGGAGCUGGUGGGCCCAAACCAGACCACCAUCAAAUAUAUGGCUUCGUACAGGAGCACACAGACUUACGGGGGCCCGCAGGGACAGGAGGAGGUCUCAACCACUCCUUUUAGACCCACACAGACGGCUGGAUACACCCAGAGCCCGCUUGGGCCGGGGAGGGACACUGUGCUUGUUCCUUCUGUCUCCCGGGCUGGUACAGCCAUCCCACUGGAUGGGGCCCGGGCCUCCACAAGCUCCCCUCAGCCAGCCUCAGAGGUCUUCCCGAGCCCUUCCACCUCUUCACCGGCAGGGGACAUGGCAGGGACCCCCCAGGGGCUAGUUACGCACCAAGGAAGCACCCACUGGAGCCUGGUUGUCCACACAACGCAGCAGCCAGGACUUUGGGAAGUGGCCAGAACGGAAAAGACUCACUCUCUUGGCGGGUCAGCGACCCCAGGGAUUUUGGGAGAGAUUGAUAUUAACCCCCAACGAGUCCGGGGGGCUGUGAUGCCCAAGGGCCCUGUCACGUACCUUGACUCCACUACUCCUGGACAGGACACCUCUGGGGGGAGGAGCAGCCCGGAAACCAAGCGCCCAGGUGCAGCUGGGACCCGUCCCGCUAAGCGGAGCAGCAGCAGCACCACCACCACCACGUCUGCCCGCCUCCUGGACACCCCCCGCCGUGGCCUGAUCCGGGUCACCACGCAGAGAGUUGUGCUGCACCGUCAGUUGGCCCGCCCCCAGCCCAGCCUGCCCACCGUCCUCACUGCCUCCAGCGCACCUUGCCCCAGCCCUGGGAGCGCCUGCAGCCAGCUGCUGCCCAACCAGACCUUGAUCCGCUGGGGGGACCUCGAGCGCACGCUGAGCUUUGCCUGGGCGCUGCACGUCUACGGCUCCGGCGUGCUCUUCCUGCUGCUGAGCCUGCUGAGCCUGGCCUGCCUGGGGGGCUCCCUCGCCUUGCGGGUGGCUCACUUCCCGCACGUCGCAGCUGCCAGCGCCCUGCUGCUGGCCUUCGGGCUGCUACGCACCACCUUCUUCCUGGCCGACCCGUACGGUGCGAGGGGCCGCCUCCCGGCCGCCGCGGUGAGGGUCCUCUACACGGCGCCCUUCCCCCUGCUGUUCACCACCUUUGCUGUGCUCCUCCUCCGCCUCUUCCGCCAGGCCCGCCUGGAGGUCCUGCCCCCCAAGUGGCAGAGCCUGCCGCUCUGGGCUGCGCUGGGGUCCGUGCAGAGCGCUGCCCUGCUGGCCGCCGACUUGUUCUCCCCUCCGUUGCACCCAGCUGUGCCGGUGGGGCUGCACACCCUAUCCUGCGCCCUGGGCAUCUGCCUCCUGCCCUUCAUGGCCUUCGUCUACUGGCUGCUGCGGCGCAGCGUGGUCGAGACGGCCGAGGGCACCCCGGAGCCGGGCGUCUGGAGCGGAGCGUGGCUGCUGCUGGCAAGCAGUGGGCUGGCCCUGCCGUCCUGCGGGCUGCAGUUCUACGGGGUGCUGUGGCUCUCGGGCCUCCUGGGCCAGGUGGACCUCUUCACCUGGGGCUGGUGGUUCGUGCAGUUCUGGUUCCGGAUCGUGGAGCUGGUGCUCUCCUUCGCCCUCGUCUCGCUCGCCUGGCAGGCCCUCUGCUGGCGCUAUGGCUCGGCCGAGCACUCCUGCUGGGCCAAGCUCCUACGCUACUUCUGCGCCUACCGCAAGGCCGAGGUGCCCGAGUACCCCAACAACUGCUACGACUGGGCUGGAGGCGUCCUGGAAAAGGUCCCCAACAACGACAUCAGCAAGAACCUGAUCCGGAACCCUCCCGGGGGUGGCAGCGGGCGCCUCUGGGCGCUCAAGGACAGCAACGAGCUGCGGGCAGCGGGCGUCCAGGGCUCCAGCCCAUCCCCCGCACGCCCCGUCUACAGCCCCAAGUGCCCCAACGCUGCUGUGGCCAUCAUGGGCCGCUCCUACACCAGCAUCUGCUUUGAGCGGGAUUCGGUCCUCUCCCUGGCGGAGCUGGAGUUCCGGCCCCCGUCGCCCAUCAACCUGAGCCGCAGCAUCGACGAGGCGCUUUUCCGCGAGCACCUGGUGCGCGACUCCAUCUUCCUUCGCUCCAGCCUCCACUUCCCAUCGCGCCUGGCCCGCCAGGACUCCUGCUCUUCCCUGCGCGGCGACUGCUCCACGCUCUCCCACACCGCCCAGCCCCUGCUGUCGCGUCCGCGCCGCAGCAGCGACCCCGACUGCCUCUACAGUUUGGCCCGUGCCAGUUCCAUGGCCGAGCUCACCACUCAGAGCCGCGGCCUGGCCAGCGAGCCCCCGACGGACACCUCCUUCGACAGCUUCUCCCGCACCUCCUUCUCCCGGGCCUCCCUCAAGUUCAGCUGGAACCCCUGGCGCCACGGCCUGUCCUCGCCAGAAAGCCUUCCCCCUGAGGAGCUGCCCAACCAGGCCCAGCUGCUCCCAGACGAACUGCCCCUGGCCCCUUCCACCAGCGCCCCAAACUCGGAGCGCGAGGCCCGGAAGAGCUUCCUGGCCCUCAGCAAGCAGGUGGAUUCUCGCAGCCUCUCGAGUGACACUAUCGAACUGUGAAAAAGCGGCUCGGGAUCCCGCCCUACCUGAGGCGCAGCAACCUGGUUCUUAGCUGAGGAGGUGGGAGAAGGCGGCUCUCCCCAGGAAGACUCCCCAUUUUCCUUUCAAAAAAGCCGCGGGGAGCCUUUUGCCCCGACUUGGCCCAGUACGUGCCACUCACGUCGUGGCCCCCAAUCCGUAGCUGGGCUCCUCUAGUGUCAGCCACAUGAUAAAUAGUACCACCAGCCAGCCAUCCACUCUGACAACCACAAACCUAGUAGCACAAGCCAGUCAUCCGUUCCCAUGUUCUAUAGUGCCAGGAACACCAAGCGCCCGCUCGCCAUUUUCUGUAGCCACCUCUGUUUUCCACCUGUAGCAUAUGGGAAUGGGAGGCAGGCGGGCACCAAGAACUCUGCCGGCUGCAAGAAGGGUGCUGUGUGGGGAGAGAACAGGGCAGGAGGGUACAGCUCAGACGGCACUCUCUCCAAUCCAGCCCCCAAUCCGAAAAGGCUCAGCUUGCCGUUACUGUUUGCGGCAGUGCCCACGUUGUGCCAUAGAAAGAUGCCCUUGGAGGCGAGGCUGAGGAGGGGCAGGAUGAGGGCCUGCCACCGCCGUGAUGGGCCCCCAAGUAUUUGCAGCAAUCUCAGAGCAAGGCAGUGCUGCAGGCUGUAGCUCAGUGGUAGAGUCUGCCCUCUGCAUGCAAACGGUCCCAAAUUCAGUCGCUAGGUCUCUUGCACUAAAAAAGGAUCUUGCACUAAAAAGAGCUGGGAAAGGAUUUCUGCCGGGUCGUAGCUCAGAUACAAAUGAGCUCAGUUCAGCAAUACUGUAUUCUCGAGUCUGUAUAUCUGCACGGCAGCGGCUCAUGCUAUAAAAUCAUUCCGCGAGCCGAAUUUUUCUGGCUCAACAUCCAUAGCCCAAGCCACAGUGACUGACUUGUAGAUGUUGGGAAACGUACAGUGCAAUCCUGCGCAGGUCUACUUAGAAGUAAUCACCCACCUACUGCGUCUCAUUAGAAUUGCUCCCAGGUAAGUGUGCAAAGUGUGCUUUUGAAUUAUGGUGCUGGAGGAGACUCUUGAGAGUCCCAUGGGCUGCAAGAAGAUCAAACCUAUCCAUUCUGAAGGAAAUCAGCCCUGAGUGCUCACUGGAAGGACAGAUCCUGAAGCUGAGGCUCCAAUACUUUGGCCACCUCAUGAGAAGAGAAGACUCCCUGGAAAAGACCCUGAUGUUGGGAAAGAUGGAGGGCACAAGGAGAAGGGGACGACAGAGGACGAGAUGGUUGGACAGUGUUCUCGAAGCUACGAACAUGAGUUUGACCAAACUGUGGGAGGCAGUGCAAGACAGGAGUGCUCUGGUCCAUGGGGUCACGAAGAGUCGGACACGACUAAACGACUAAACAACAACAACAAGUGUGCAAAGGAUUGCAGCCUUAAUCUAGCUUUUUCUAAAAGACAAAACUUGUUUCUAGGUCUCAUGGCUGCUGUGGAAAAGGUGGCAGAUCCAUCCAGCUGGUUUCUUUCCCGUUAGCAAAACCAGAGAAGAACAACAUCUCUCCAUCCCUUUCCCACCAAGCACACGGCUGGGUUAUGCUUCAAUAUGCUAGACUGGGGGGGGGGUCUUUAAUUUCUUAGCUUUAUCGAGCCCCCCUAUCUUCUUCCAUGACUCUGCCCAUGUCUGAUGUAGUCUACAUGCGCCCGUGCUCUCCAUCCCUUGUGUCUUUUUUUAAAAUAAAAAAUAAUCGAAAUUUGCCAGAGUUUGGCUGAAACUCAGAACUUGGCCUGGGUUGGAAACGGGAGAACAUGUUGCAGGACGACCUUGAAAUUCACACGGGAACGCUGCUUUGUCAGAUUGGAGCGAAUAGCACAAUUUUGCAACUUGCCUGGCAACUUACCUCUCCUCCCCUGACAGGGCGAUAGCAGGGAAUGAAAGGAUGGAACUUUCCGGAACUGCGGUUGGACAGGGGUGCUGCCGAAUGUCCAUGUGGUCUGUUUGUGCCAAAAAGAAAAGAAAAAAAGAAAUAAAUAAAGCUGUCGGAGAAUGUUAACCCUGGCUUCGGAUACAGUUUAUUGCCCAGUUUUGUGGGACUUGGAGGGGCUACACAACACACCUCCUUUGUGAGGGAAGAGCGAAGAAGGCCUGUGAGGAUGGAAUUCUGAGGGAAAGCGCAUGUUGACAGUGGAAGCUGGUCCACUAGGGCGAGGAACCGCUCCUGCGUGGCUCCUUAACAACCUGUUCAAGGGGUGGCAUUGCCUGUCAGCCCUUCCUCCUCCUUAGCCUCAGUGUUUCCCUUGUAGAACUCAGGCCGUCAUUGGCUCUGGCGCUACCUACUUUUUUUAAAAAAAAAUAAUAAUUAAUAUUUUCCAUAAAACAACAAAACUGCAGUUACGAAAGAUACAAAACAAGGAAGAAGAAAAAGGAAAGAAAGGGACAACUGAGAUAGGAGAGAGAGAGAAAGAGUAAAAUAAA